GCAGACGCACACAGUUCGUCCCGUGGUCCCAAUCUCCUCCAUACUCACUUUCCAUGGUGUUCCACCUGUUUUUCUGUUAAAUUUGGAACCUUCUGAGAAGCAUAGGACUUUAAUUCUGGUCAGUGUCAGGAGGCAAGCCACCUAUGGCCUAUGUUUGAAAGAACCACUUGCCGCUUCACCAUUUUCUCAUAUCUGUACGAGAAGCAGUUAAGGGAAGUAGGCCUUUCUGUAACGGUUCUUACCUCAGUUGAUUGCUCGGUGUUCGGAGAAGGGAGGAGGGAGGUGACCGACCGUCUUUUAGGCAGUGUUUAUCUCCUUGGCUGGCUGGUUUCCUUAAUUUUCCUUAAUCCCAUCCUACGUACUCAAGUUUUCCUUGCCUUGAGGUUAGACCACACACUGUCCGCCCCUGCCUAUUGCACCCAAUCAUCUCCCCCAGGCUACAAAUUGAGCGAGGAAGGAAAUGGCAGGGACCGUUAACGGCUUGGGGGCAAAGGGAUGCGGGGCAGAGAAAGGGACCUUCCUGCGAGGGCUCCUCGCCGGAGCAAUCUCCUCUGCGCCCGCCAGAAGGCGCCGCGGCGCUCGCCUUCCCCGCGCAAGCCGGAGCCUCUGCCGCAUCCACCCCGGGAGCGGCGCUGCGGUGUGCGAGCCGGGCGGGGGCUGCUACGAGGGCGACUCGGUGCCAGGGCUCCCCGGCUUUGUUGCUGGGGCUGGGGCGCGGCGGAUCUACGAUCCAGUUCUCCCAGGCAGGAAACGUCCCGAACCGCCCCCACGCCGCGGUCUACAAAGCCCCGGAGUCCGCAGGCGGUAGGAGUCGGAUCCCCCACACUGUCAGGCUCCCGCAUCAGGCCGUCCCCGGCCUCAUGAGGACCCCCCGGCCGGGGCGGAGAGCCGGGCGCCGCCCGGACCGCGAUCUAGCCGCAGCCUUAGAGCGUUAGCCAGGAUGCGGCUGGGCCGCCGGGGUCUCUAUGCGCUAGUUCUGCUGCUCGCCUGCGCCUCGCUGGGGCUCCUGUACGCCAGCACCCGAGACGCGCCCAGGCUCCCGAACCGUCUGGCGUUGUGGUCGCCCCCACAAGGUCCCCCGAAGCUCGAUCUGCUAGACCUUGCCCCUGAGCCCCGCUACGCACACAUCCCGGUCAGGAUCAAGGAGCAAGUAGUGGAGCUGCUGACUCCGUAUAACUGCAGUUGUGAACCGAGGGGAGGGAGCUUUGCCUUCCCGUUCCAGAGACAGGCUCGAGUCAUUGACCUCACUAAAGCCUUUAACGAUGAGGAGCUGAAGACUGUUUCUGUCGCCAGGGAGCUGGAAUACCAGGCCUUCCUUGCAAGAAGCCAGUCCCUGACUGACCAACUACUCAUAGCCCCAGCCAACUCCCCCUUACAGUAUCCCCUGCAGGGCGUGGAGGUUCAGCCUCUCCGGAGCAUCCUGGUGCCAGGGCUAAGUCUGCAGGAAGCUGCUGCCCAGGAGGUGUAUCAGGUGAACCUGAUUGCUUCCCUAGGCACCUGGGAUGUGGCAGGGGACGUGGAAGGCGUGACUCUCACUGGAGAGGGACAGCCGAAUCUCACCCUUGCCAGCCCAGGCCUGGAUAGACUCAACCGGCAGCUACAACUGGUCACUUACAGCAGUCGAAGCCACCAGGCCAACACAGCAGACACAGUCCGGUUCUCCACCAAGGGACAUGAAGCUGCCUUCACCAUCCGCAUAAGAUAUCCUCCCCAACCCCGGCUGUACCCACCUUCAUCUGUACCCCAGGGAGCCCAGUACAACAUCAGUGCUCUGGUUACCAUCGCCACCAAGACCUUUCUUCGUUAUGAGCGUCUACGGACACUCAUUGCCAGCAUCCGACGCUUUUACCCCACCGUCACCAUAAUCAUCGCUGAUGACAGCGACAAACCGGAGCGCAUUAGCGACCCCCACGUGGAGCACUAUUUCAUGCCUUUCGGCAAGGGCUGGUUCGCAGGUCGGAACCUGGCGGUAUCCCAAGUAACCACCAAAUACGUGCUGUGGGUGGACGACGACUUUGUCUUCACGGCGCGCACGCGGCUGGAGAAGCUUGUGAACGUGCUGGAGAGAACGCCCCUGGACCUGGUUGGGGGCGCCGUGCGGGAGAUCUCGGGUUUCUCUACCACCUACCGGCAGCUGCUGACUGUGGAGCCGGGCGCCCCAGGCCUUGGGGACUGCCUUCGGCAUAAACGUGGUUUCCACCACGAGCUCCUUGGCUUCCCAAACUGCGUGGUCACCGACGGCGUGGUCAACUUCUUCCUGGCGCGCACAGACAAAGUGCGCGAGGUGGGCUUUGACCCGCGCCUCAACCGGGUGGCACAUCUGGAAUUCUUCCUGGACGGACUUGGUUCCCUUCGUGUUGGCUCCUGCUCUGAUAUUGUCGUGGAUCACGCCUCGAAGGUGAAACUGCCGUGGGUGUCGAAGGAUGCGCAGGCAGACACUUAUGCCCGCUACCGUUACCCGGGAUCGCUGGACCAGAGUCAGGUGGCCAAACAUCGUCUGCUCUUCUUCAAGCACAGGCUACAGUGCAUGACCGCUGAGUGACAGCUGAUUGGGCCUUCCCACUGUCAGGCUGGGCCUGCCUCCUGGUCCCUGCCAGGAAUUCCCAACAACCCCUCCAACUCCUGACCCCUGACCCCCUGUCCAUCAACCUGAUCCCUAACAGGGGCUUGUCCUGGUGACAACCCUUCCUUUCUGUGAGUGACCAGAGGCCUGAUGGAGCCAUAACCUUUCCCACAGCCAGUGCCAAGUCCUCCCCCAACCCCAUUCCUAUGGGGCAGGAAAUGGGGGGAUUCACUUUCCAAGUGCCAAAGAGCCCAGAAGGACUCUGAGACCCUCAAGUGGAAACAACUCUCGCCUCCUGAGGGGGCAGGGAAACUCCCAAUGUGCAACCCCAGAGACACGCACCCCCACCCCAGCUCUGGAUCCAACACCGUGUGUCCCAGCUUCAACAUACCCCACAGGGAGCACUGUGACUGUUGUGUGGAGCUGGAGAACACAUAGUGAACGCCAUUUUCCUUGUCUCUGUAGUACUUUGGGCGUGGGGGGGCUUGGGAG
This is a messenger RNA of Chionomys nivalis (European snow vole), 3055 nucleotides long. It is a transcript of the gene B4galnt1, whose product is annotated as beta-1,4-N-acetyl-galactosaminyltransferase 1. NCBI's taxonomy places the organism in Eukaryota, Metazoa, Chordata, Mammalia, Rodentia, Cricetidae. The record is from RefSeq and is a predicted model, not a curated record. Gene Ontology annotation, molecular function: hexosyltransferase activity. Gene Ontology annotation, cellular component: Golgi membrane. Gene Ontology annotation, biological process: ganglioside biosynthetic process. The coding region runs from base 941 to 2542 and encodes 533 amino acids. The transcript is spliced from 11 exons.